AUGACAAUAGGGAGAAUGGAGAACGUGGAGGUCUUCACUUCUGAGGGCAAGGGCAGGGGUCUGAAGGCCACUAAGGAGUUCUGGGCUGCGGAUGUCAUCUUCGCCGAGCGGGCUUAUUCUGCAGUGGUUUUUGACAGCCUGGUUAACUUUGUGUGCCAUACCUGCUUCAAGAGGCAGGAGAAGCUCCAUCGCUGUGGACAGUGCAAGUUUGCCCACUACUGUGACCGCACCUGCCAGAAGGAUGCUUGGCUGAACCACAAGAAUGAGUGUUCAGCCAUCAAGAGAUAUGGAAAGGUGCCCAAUGAGAACAUCAGACUGGCGGCCCGCAUCAUGUGGCGGGUGGAGAGAGAGGGAACCGGGCUCACAGAGGGCUGCCUGGUCGCUGUGGAUGACCUGCAGAACCACGUGGAGCACUUUGGGGAGGAGGAGCAAAAGGAGCUGCGGGUGGACGUGGACACUUUCUUGCAGUACUGGCCUCCCCAGAGCCAGCAGUUCAGCAUGCAGUACAUCUCACACAUCUUCGGAGUGAUUAGCUGCAAUGGCUUCACGCUCAGUGACCAGAGAGGCCUGCAGGCAGUGGGCGUGGGCAUCUUCCCCAACCUGGGCUUGGUGAACCACGACUGUUGGCCCAACUGCACCGUCAUAUUUAACAAUGGCAAUCAUGAGGCAGUGAAAUCCAUGUUUCACACCCAGAUGAGAAUUGAGCUCCGGGCCCUGGGCAAGAUCUCAGAAGGAGAGGAGCUGACAGUGUCCUAUAUCGACUUCCUUAAUGUCAGCGAAGAGCGCAAGAAGCAGCUGAAGAAGCAGUACUACUUUGACUGCACGUGUGAGCACUGCCAAAAAAAGCUGAAGGAUGACUUGUUUCUGGGGGUCAAAGAUGACCCAAAGCCAUCUCAGGAGGUGGUAAAGGAGAUGAUACAGUUCUCCAAGGAUACACUGGAAAAAAUUGACAAGGCUCGCUCUGAGGGUCUGUACCAUGAGGUUGUGAAAUUAUGCCGGGAGUGCCUGCAGAAGCAGGAGCCAGUGUUUGCCGACACCAACCUCUACACGCUGCGGAUGCUGAGCACUGUUUCCGAGGUCCUCUCCUACCUCCAGGCCUUUGAGGAGGCCUCGUACUACGCCAGGAGGAUGGUGGAUGGCUAUAUGAAGCUCUACCACCCCAACAAUGCCCAACUGGGCAUGGCCGUGAUGCGGGCAGGGCUGACCAACUGGCAUGCUGGCAACAUUGAGGUGGGGCACGGGAUGAUCUGCAAAGCCUACGCCAUUCUCUUGGUGACACAUGGACCCUCCCACCCAAUCACCAAGGACUUAGAGGCCAUGCGGGUGCAGACGGAGAUGGAGCUGCGCAUGUUCCGCCAGAACGAGUUCAUGUACCACAGGAUGCGCGAGGCUGCCCUGAACAACCAACCCAUGCAGGUCAUGGCUGAGCCCAGCAAUGAGCCAGCCCCGGCUCUGUUCCAUAAGAAGCAAUGA
This is a messenger RNA of Callorhinus ursinus (northern fur seal), 1473 nucleotides long. It is a transcript of the gene SMYD1, whose product is annotated as SET and MYND domain containing 1. Gene Ontology annotation, cellular component: nucleus. Gene Ontology annotation, molecular function: protein binding; histone H3K4 methyltransferase activity. The record is from RefSeq and is a predicted model, not a curated record. NCBI's taxonomy places the organism in Eukaryota, Metazoa, Chordata, Mammalia, Carnivora, Otariidae.